AUGCUGUGGGGGAUAGACGAGCUCCUCACCUACCACUACCUCGUGUCCGAGUACUUCAUGGUCGCGCCUGCGUCCAUGACGCAUGAGGCCUUCUUCAGAUUAUCCAAGCGGGAGCAAGCGGAUGAAGUGUGGCAGGGCCUCUUUAUCAGGCGCUCCCCGAUCUCCGAGGCCUGCCAGGGCGUGCUCACGACGCUGAAGCGCCUCGGCCUGGGCGACAUGAUGGCUGCCCGCGACCUGACUGGCAUCCGAGCCUGGUUCGAUGCCCAGGACCCGGAGGAGCACUGCGAGCGCAUCUUCCGCCUGGCCGGGGUGCGGUAUGCCGUCAUGACAAACAUCCCCUAUGUGCCCGCGGAGGCGGAGCACUGGCGGGCCGUGCCGUCCAAGCCGGUCACUCGUCGCUUCCGCACCGCGCUCCGCAUCGACGCCUUCCUCAAGGGCGACUGGCCCGCUGUCUGCGCGGCGCUGCUCGUCGAGGAGCUCGAGCCGACCUUCGAGGGCGCGCGCGAGUACCUGAGGAGGUGGGCCGGCAUCCUGAAGCCAGAGUACAUGAUGGCCUCAACCCCCGGCGACUGGCACUUCCCCGAGCGGGGCGCCGCGGACGGGGAUGCGCCGCUGCCUGGCGAUGCGAAGAUGCUGGUGCGGGCCUACACGAAGCCCACCCCGACCAUGCUGCUGGAGGAGGUCGUCGCCCCCGUCUGCGAGGAGCUCUCCCUGCCCAUAGCGCUCAAGCUCGGCGCGCUGCGUGGCAUGGCGCCGGCGCUGGACCCGUGCUGCGGGGGCGACGGGGUGGUCGGCUCGGACCUCGGGUCGCUGCAGCGGCUCUGCGCGAGGUUUCCCCGCGUGAAGUUCCUCGCCACGGUGCUGAGCCGCAGCAACCAGCACGAGAUGACCGUGGUCUGUCAGAAGACCAGGAACCUGCACCUGUACGGCUGCUGGUGGUACUGCAACAACCCGUCCAUCAUCGACGAGCUGACGCGCAUGCGUGUGGAGCUGCUCGGUACGGCCUUCACCGCACAGCACUCCGACUGUCGCGUGCUCGAGCAGUUGCUGUACAAGUGGGACCACUCGCGAGAGGUGAUCGGCAACGCUUUGCUGUUCUACUACGAGCGGCUCGUGCGCAGCGGCUGGCGCCUCUCGCGCGACGAGCUCAGGCGAGACGUGUGGAACCUGCUCGGGGGUUCCUACGAGGAGUUCAUGGCGCGUUGA
This is a messenger RNA of Prorocentrum cordatum, 1206 nucleotides long. Lineage: Eukaryota; Dinophyceae; Prorocentrales; Prorocentraceae. The record is from the annotation of a GenBank genome assembly.